UGAUUCUUCCUCUGCCGUUUUCUCCAGCCAGCUGCUGGUUCUGAGAGCCCCUGAGAGAGCCCACUCCUUCCAGCUUCAAGCCACGACUUGCUGCUUCGGUGGUCUGCUCAACUGGAUCUACGGCAAUCCACUUUGCUGGAGGCGAGCCUGCCGCCAGAAGCGCGUGGAUGCUCUCUCCAUCUCUCUCUUUUACGGUUUCGUGAAUACCGGAGACGUUCGCGGCUACUAGGCCGUGGCUUCACGCGGCUUCAGAUCGAUGACUUCAAGAGAGAAAGGCCUUUCUUCCUUUUAAGGAAGCAAGCUUGGCCAUAACAUAGAAGAUGACACCAGCCGCCGUCAAUCCGCAUCGAAAGAACGACCACGUGUUUUCACUAGGAGACCGCGCCAAGAAAAGGCGUCUGCCAAACGGCCACGCGUACGAAGCCGUUCCCUUAGAUCCUGACGUCUUCGACAUCGACGGCGAGAUCAUGUACGAAUCAGACGGGAAGAAGCGGAAAAAUUUUGCACCUAACGGCGGGAGACGAGAUUUCCCUGGGUCCGGCGUUUCUAAGAUGGAGGCCGACUGCACGGGUCCGAACGACACUGGUCGGAAGCGCAAGGCUUUGACGGAAAUUAUCCACCGCGACGGCUUAGGGAACGAUCCGGAAGCCGUGCGUUCAGUUCUUUCUAGGAGCGAGAGGACAUCUCUUAGGCGACAGAUUAGUACGGAUUUACAUUCGUCGCUGGCUUUAGGACGGAGAGUAGACGCGCGGGAGAUUAGAUUGAGGCAGGAACCGCAGGUCAUAUUGAGUGACUCGCUCGGGGAUCGGAGGGUUCGCAGAUCGGAAAACGGCGGAGCCACGGAGCUGUCGUCCGCUGGACAACCGGUCGACGGGGGCUUUGGGGAAACAGCACAGAGCGGUGGUCCCGCGGCGCUGGGAGCGACCCCGCAACCGCACCACCGGAAGCGAGCGGCUGCUGGCGGGGAGAGAGCAGCAGGCGGGAAGGAGAAGCGGACGCCGAAGGCGAAUACGACGUACAUACAUCCUGACUUUUUGUCCGCGGCUGACAAGCUACCGCCGCCGGAGAAGCCGAAAUCGAAGACGCCGAGCCAGAAGAAGGGUGCGGGGAAGGGAGUAGAACAGAAAGAUCCGCGUAGGCAGAAGGUCGAGGCUGCGCGGGGGAAGCGGAUGGCGGAUGUCUUCCGCAUGUGCGCGACGCUGCUGAAGCGGAUCAUGGCGCACAAGUUCUCGUGGGUUUUCAAUGUCCCAGUCGACGCGGAGAAGCUCGGGUUACACGAUUACCACACUGUCAUCAAGAAGCCGAUGGAUCUGGGUACGAUUAAUUCGCGAAUGAAGGCGUCGAGUUACCAGCACCCAGACGAGUUCCACAGCGAUGUGCUGCUCGUCUGGUCCAACGCCAUGACUUACAACGGGGAGGGCAAUGACGUGUAUUUCAUGGCGUCGGAGCUGAAGAAGAUCUUCGAGCAAGGGUACCAAAAGGUUCAGCAGAAGCUGGACGAGGACGCGGCGAAGCGGCGGGAGGAGGACGAACUGCUGGCAGCGGGAGGGGGCCUCCCGGAGCCCAGGGACAAGUCGGAAGUGCUCGAGCUGGAGAAGCGGCUGCAGAAACUAGAAUCGCAGCUCGUGGCGAGUACCAAGGCUCAGCAGCAGCAAGGGAAGGCUAAGGGAGGGCAGGCUAAGCCGCGAGUUGCCGAUGCGAAGAAGAGGGAGAUGACGUUUGCAGAGAAGCAGAAGCUGAGCGUUAACCUUGGGAAGCUUCCUCCGGAGAAGUUGGAUCGGAUUGUGCAGAUCAUAUCGGAGCGCAACCCGGAUCUGAGCCAGAACGCGGAUGAGAUCGAGCUGGACAUCGACUCGCUGGACAGCGAGACGCUGUGGGAGCUGGAGAGAUACGUGAGCAACUGCAUGAAGAGCAAGAGCAAGCGCAAGAAGAUCCCCCUCUAUGACACUGUGCAGCCGAAGGGCGUGGAUGCAUUUCCAGCAAGCUCAGCGGGAGACCUUAAAGAAGGAGAGGACAGCAUUGACAUUGGGGACGAAGGGCCUUUGCCUGCACAGCCAGCCGCUCCCUCCAGAGCAGAGCCUUCAAGGGCGUCAGCAGGGAACGGAGCUCAGGGUGGAGGGGCUGCCUCUGACUCAUCUGGGUCAUCAGGCUCAAGCGAUGACAGCUCCUCAAGUGAUAGUGACUCUGGGAGUGAUUCUUCCAGCAGUGACUCUGAUGAAAUCCAGUCACGGGAUGCUGGCUCAGAGGCCUCGCCUGACAAGAAUUGGUAGCUCCUCCCUCUUGCUGGCCCAUGAACCCGAGGCAGUGCCACUUGACAGGUUUUAGAUGGAUCAGUUGUUAUCCAUAACACAGUAGAAGGGUAAGCUUCCGCGUAUGCAGCUCACCUCAAUAGUUCCCCAUUGAAGUAUUGAAGCCUAAUCUGUAGUUUCAAAUCUGCGGUUGCAGGUUGUUGUUGUGACAGGCCUGUAUACUGGUACAUAGCAGCGCGAGUACAUCUUGGCUCUUGAGUAGCAUAUUCAAUUAAUUAACUUGAGUUGUGAAGGAUUAUGUACCCUUGCUAAUGCUA
This is a messenger RNA of Closterium sp. NIES-67, 2566 nucleotides long. The record is from the annotation of a GenBank genome assembly. NCBI's taxonomy places the organism in Eukaryota, Viridiplantae, Streptophyta, Zygnematophyceae, Desmidiales, Closteriaceae.